Anoplophora glabripennis (Asian longhorned beetle) is the source of this 1249-nucleotide messenger RNA. RefSeq names its product tRNA-specific adenosine deaminase 1 (gene Adat1). The coding region runs from base 17 to 1234 and encodes 405 amino acids. The transcript has 3 exons. The record is from RefSeq and is a predicted model, not a curated record. Lineage: Eukaryota; Metazoa; Arthropoda; Insecta; Coleoptera; Cerambycidae. Gene Ontology annotation, molecular function: RNA binding; adenosine deaminase activity. Gene Ontology annotation, biological process: RNA processing.
AUCGUCUUCAUUUAUAAUGGAGGUAGAUCAGGAGUUUCACGAUAAAGUAGCAGCGUUGUGUCUGAAACGUUUUGAAACUUUGCCUAAGUCGGGGAAACCCAAAAUGAACGAGUGGACUGUUCUCUCUGGAGUUGUACUGGAAUUCGAAGGCAAUUUGAGUGUUGUAGCUCUGGGAACAGGCUCGAAAUGUAUUGGAAAAACUAAAUUGUCACCCCGCGGGGAUAUCUUGAACGAUUCACAUGCCGAAAUUAUCUGUAGGAGGUCAUUGUUACGAUUUUUACUCGAUCGAAUGAAAAACGGGGCUGCAUUUCUGCAUUUCAGUAACUCGUCUAAGAAAUAUAGUGUCUCGGAAGGGGUUAGGUUUCACUUUUUCACAACUCACGUACCUUGCGGGGAUGCGUCGAUUUUCCUGAAGGAAGACGUCGAAGAUUUUGGCGAAAUACUCGGGAGCUGUAUAAAAGACGUUUCCGAUGAAUAUGAAGUGCCAAGGAAGAUUGCUAAGGUUGGUGAGGAAAGCGAUAUCUUCCGGACUGGCGCGAAGUGUCUGGAGCAAGAUGAAAGGCAGGAUUUGAAGGGGGCGGGGUGCGGUUAUCAUGUACUGGGAGCGAUUCGCACAAAACCAGGCAGAGGUGACCCAACGCUAUCCAUCUCCUGCAGCGACAAACUGUCACGGUGGUGCCAUCUCGGCGUCCAAGGCGCUUUACUGUCCCUUCUGCUCGAACGACCGAUAUACUUUUCCACGUUCACCAUUGCAGCUAAAAUGCCGUUUUCUAAAGACACUUUAGAAAGAGCCCUCUACGACAGGGUGGGAUCGGUCAAGUUAAAACAUCCGUACACUCAACAAAAACUGAUUGUAGGACAGGCCGUACUCCCGUUUGAUUUGGCGAAGGACGCUGCGAAGCGGCCCAGCGAUUGUAGCAUAUCGUGGUGCGACGUCAAAGAAAGAAGUUUGGAAAUCGCUGUCGAAGGCAAACGGCAGGGAGUUACAAAAAAGAACCUCAACGCCCCUUCCGCUAGGUUGAAAAUCUGCAAAUUGGAACUGUUUAGGAGUUUUAUGGAAGUUUGCGAGUUACGCCACAUAAAUUUCAGUCGUAAUUGUGAUAUAAAAACUUUUAAUUAUAAGGAAGUUAAGGAGUUAGCUGCAGAUUAUAAUGAAUGUUGGGAAUUGCUUAAGGAAAGUUUCAAAGUUUGGACAAAUAAAGAUGUAAAUUUGUUGCACUUUUCUAUUAAAUAAGACGAUUUUAUUUUU